Schizosaccharomyces octosporus yFS286 is the source of this 1524-nucleotide messenger RNA. RefSeq lists its product as uncharacterized. Lineage: Eukaryota; Fungi; Ascomycota; Schizosaccharomycetes; Schizosaccharomycetales; Schizosaccharomycetaceae. Bases 1 to 1524 code for a protein of 507 amino acids. The record is from RefSeq and is a predicted model, not a curated record. The transcript has a single exon.
AUGAAUAAAAAUGCUUCGAUAAGUUCUAGUGAUAAUAUGCAAAGGAAAAACUCAGAAUCGUCUAAACAAGAGACAGCAAGGAAUCAGAGCAAUUCUCUAACCCAAACGAAUGACGAAGCCAAUGCUGUUGAAAAGAAACAAGAUGAACCAUUUGAAGGAAAUGAUCAAUUGAAAGAAGUUAUAGCAAUGGAUUCGCAAUAUUCCGAGGAUACUUCAGCUAUGUUAGAAUCGAAUGAAAGGUCCAGUUCUGAUAGAGAUGUUUCUUUAUCGAGGCCAGAACAACCAAUGAAGCAAAAGGAUCUUCAUAUUGUUACUGGAUUUCCAAAAGCAACAUCUGAAGGGAGAUAUCAAGGAAGACAAGAAGAUCCCUAUUUCUCUCGCAAUGGAAACAAUCCGUCCUUUCACCAACCGAUGGUCCCUUCAUUCUCAAAUGUUCAUGGUGGAUUUGAUGGGAUCCCCAUUACCGCGAACAGUCCUCUUACCCACUCCUUCAACUAUCCCAUGAUGAAUCCAUAUAUGGCUGGUGCACAAUUUGGGCCUCCACCAAUGCAAAUGAAACCAGGCAUGAAUCCACAUUCCCAAUUCCAAGGUUAUCGCCGCCCUCAGGUGGCUAGAACUCAGUAUUUUGAAGAAAGCAUUCCUAUUCAGAAUCAUCCGCGCAAUAAAGAUGGGAAGAAUUGGACAGGUAAAAGGGGUCAACGAACUGUCGAGAUUCAUUUAAACUUUGGAAUAGCUUCUUCUGCAAGAUCCGUUUCUCUCCAGCCAAAGAAACGCAUUACACACGUUGUAUAUAAUUCCCGGCUCCAUCAGAAAAAUUUGAGGGUCUGCCUCCCUGGAUCUGGUUCGGUCACAGUUCCUUCAAAGUUGAAAAGGAGGUAUAAUAUGAAUGCAUUUGCUGCUCCUAUAUCUUCUUUUCCUGCUUCAACUCCUUCUAUCCCGUACAAUCCGAAUUUUCCACCUAUACCACCUAUUAACUUUUUACCUACACCUGCUAUGCCUCCAAAUUCUACCCAGCCAAACUUUUUCCAAUACGACUUUCCUCCCCAGUUUGAAUCUACCUCGUAUUCACAGAUCCCUGCCCAGGAAAAUUACGCAACUGUGAAUCGCUCUCCAUCAUUCAAUCCCGCCAUUCCGGCUACAGCUGAGACUCCCUUAGCUAGUGGAACCUUUAAUCCUCCUGCUCUUGGCGUUAGUAACCCUUCCGCUUUUUAUCAGCAUACUGCUGCUCCUCUUGGAGCCAUUGUUCCCAAUUCUGCUUUUCCCCCUUCUUCGACGUUUCCAAUGAUGCCUGCCUACUGGCCUUACCCUGCCGUUUAUGACCCCUCUACUCAAUCUAUGCUCCCUCCCAACAUUGCUACUCAUUUACCAGCUAAUGAUACGAGUUUAAUGUCAAGAAUGAAUAGUGAUACUGUUCACCCAAUCUCUCCGUCUAAUCCUACAUCUACCCCUCCAUAUGGCUAUGUUUACUGCUAUGAUCCUAACCAAUAUUACAAUGGUCAAGACAACGGUUCAAACCCUUCGUAA